Molecule: messenger RNA, 2421 nt
Organism: Puccinia triticina
Lineage: Eukaryota; Fungi; Basidiomycota; Pucciniomycetes; Pucciniales; Pucciniaceae
Exons: 13
Coding region: 1-2421 (806 amino acids)
Biological process (GO): proteolysis
Cellular component (GO): cytosol
Molecular function (GO): serine-type endopeptidase activity; oligopeptidase activity
Source: RefSeq, a predicted model, not a curated record
AUGCUCUUAGUCACGAAAUUUGUAGCCUUCUUGAGGUUUCACAUACCCAUCCAGCGCACCUUUGACAGCCCCGAAUCACGCGUCCUAUUUCCGAAUCAUCCAGAUACCUGUCCUAUUACCCAUUACCCCAAGCAUUGGGACCCAAAAGCAACACCAUAUCCCCAAGUUCGCAGGGAUUCAAACUCGUCGGACGUUUUCCAGAGUAAACAGAAUGGACCGGUCACCGUCCCAGAUCCUUACAGCUGGCUGCACAAGCCACCCAAUCAGAGCAAAGAGACAAAGCAAUUCGUCACCCGGCAACAAUCCUUUACAAAGGAUUACCUGAGAAAAUACUCCCAUCGACACUCACUUCAUAGGACGCUGAAAAAGAGUUGGAAUUAUGCAAAAAUUGGUUGUCCAACGCUGCAGCCCGACGGAUACUACUACUUUUACUUCAACCCAGGCCUAGAAUCCCAAUACAUUCUCUAUCGAGUCAAAAAAGGGGAGGAGGAGGAGGCUUACAAGCGGGCUAACGACCCCAAGCAACCUGUGGGGGAGCUCUUCCUCGAUCCCAACCUAUUCUCCGUCGACGGCACCGCCGAACUCGCUUCCUCGGCCACUUCCAAGUCGGGCAUCUACAUGGCUUAUGAAGUCUCCCGCUCUGGGAGUGACUCUCACACUAUCUAUGUCCGUCGCACUGACUGCCCCCAUACCAAGACUGCUGCCGAUGGCGGCAAGAGAGGUGAGGACCCUGGGCGGAUGAAGGACACGAUCGAGAAUGUUCAACUCAGCACCACCAGUUGGAUGAAAGACGAAUCUGGUUUCUUCUAUUCAAGAUACCCUAUCCAACAGCCCAAAGCUAGCAGGCCCGGUGAAAAGCUGCAAGAAGAAGUCAAAGUUGACGCCGGGACAGAUACCAAGGCUGAGCUCAAUCACAUGGUCUCCUUUCACAGACUUGGCGAGCCCCAGAGUCAAGACCUAUUGAUAUUCGCGGACCCAGCGAAUCCAUCCUACAGGUGGGGAGCUGAAGUUUCGGGGGACGGGAAGUAUCUCAUCCUGUCAGGUGGAAGGGACGGAGACAACGGCAAUCGAGUCUGGGUUGCCGAUCUGACCACUCAACCCCUGUCGAGCGAGAUGAAGUGGCAAAAAGUUGUGAAUGGAUUUGGCAGCCUGUACACCUACGUUACCAAUGACGACAGUCAACUGUAUUUCCACACCAACAAGGACGCGCCCAACAACAAAGUGGUGACGUAUGACUUGAGUAAGCCGGAAGAAGGUUUCACAGAGUUAAUCCCUGAGGAUCCCAGUGCGGUCCUGGCGGCCGUUUAUCCCAUCAAUCACAACCUGGUCAUCCUGGGUUAUUCACGGGACGUCAAAGAUGAGACAUACCUGCAUGUGCUCAAGUCGGGCAAGCGUAUCAAACGGAUCGGCGAGGAGUUGAUCGGUACCUUCGAGGGCUUCUCCGGCGGGCGAAAAGAUAACGAAUUCUUCCUCUACAUCACUAGCUUCAUGAGUCCUGCCACGGUCUACCGCUACCGUUUUGAGCCUCAAGAAGAUCAGACACUGGUCCAAUUCAGCAACACUCCGAUCCCUUCAUUAAACCCCGAUGAUUUUGUGUCGAAACAAGUCUUCUAUGAGUCAAAGGAUGGGACUAAAGUGCCAAUGUUUAUCGUUCACAAGAAGGACUUCAAGCAAGACGGCACUGCGCCAGCUAUUCAGUACGGAUACGGUGGCUUUGGUAACCCUAUUACGCCCUUCUUUUCGAGCCCUUUCUUGAUCUUUGUAGCGCAUUAUGGAGGGGUAAUUGCUGUGCCUAACAUCCGAGGGGGUGGAGAGUAUGGAGAAAGAUGGCAUUUAGCUGGCAGCUUGGAGAAAAAACAGAACGUGUUUGACGACUUCCAGUACGCUACCGAAUAUCUGACCGCCAACCGCUACGUGGCUCCCGACAAGGUGACCAUCAUGGGCGGCAGUAACGGUGGUCUCUUGGUGGCCGCCUGCGUCAACCAGGCCCCGGAGCUCUAUGGAGCUGCCAUUGCCGAUGCGGGCGUAUUGGACAUGUUGAGGUUUCAGCGGUUCACCAUUGGACGGUCUUGGGUGUCUGAAUUUGGAAACCCAGAAGACCCCGAGGCGUUCGACUACUUGAUCAAAUAUUCCCCUUUGCAUAACAUAAACCCGGGCGCCCAAUAUCCGGCUCUUAUGCUUCUCACAGCGGACCAUGACGAUCGGGUCGUCCCUUUACACAGCUUCAAGUACGCAGCUGCCGUCCAACACGCUCUCCCGAUGAAUAAACAACCUUGCUUGUUGAGGGUCGAGUCGAACGCGGGUCAUGGAGCCGGGAUGAACACCGACAUGGCGAUCGACUCGAUGGUCGACCAACUCAGCUUCAUUGCGCUCAGUCUUGGCUUAGAGUGGAAGGAAUACGACGGAAAGAAGACAUCUUGA